AUGAUGCGUGGCUGGACUUUUACCAGACGAGGCACUCCCUCUGCCGUCCUUAAGCUGCGUUCCGACUUGCCUAAACCAACGCCUGCGCAACUUCACGCCGACGAGGUUAUCGUCAAAGUCUCACAUGUGGCUAUUGAUCAAGGCGUAGCCGCUUUAAUGGGCCUGUUCCCUCACCUGAACUCAAAGCCUUGGAUUCCUGGACUAGACUUCUCCGGCGUCGUGGACGCCGUCGGGUCCAACGUCACCCAUGUUCGACCUGGUGACAUGGUAUUUGGGAGCCCCAAUCCGAAGGCAAAUCCAUUGUGGGGUCGCAAGUACAACGGAACGAUUGUCGAGUAUGCUAUCUUGCCAGCAGGUCUUGUUGUACGCAAGCCUCCCAAUAUCUCGAUUGAGGCCGCUUCGACGUUGGCAUGCAAUGGGUGCACCGCUGUUCAAUUCAUAGAAUUGGCGGGCAUGAAAAGAGGCGACCGAGUUUUGAUUACUGGUGCAUCUGGCGGUCUUGGUACGCUGAUGAUACAGGCUGUGCGAGCGGCUGUUGGAGAUGAGGGCACGAUUGUCGGCACGUGUUCCGUGGCCAACGAGGAACUGGUCAAGAAGCUGGGCGCCAAUGAAGUCAUCGACUACAGAGCUCAUCCGGUAUUACACGAGCAUCUGAGAACCAAGUAUUCUACAGACCCAUUCAAUUCCAUCAUCGACAUUGCCGGCAAUGAUGAACUCCUCUACGAUAAGAGCCCCGGCUACAUGAAGCCGGAUGGGGUGUUCAUCCUCGGCGGCAAAAUGAGCGUAACACACGGCGGCGGCAGCGUUGGUUUUCUCAGCAUUCUGGGAUUUGCGCUCAACUUCACUUUGAAAACAUGCCGGCCUCUUCUUCUUGGAGGAACCCCUCGCAAGGGAUUGUUUCACUCCGCGAACAUCACACCGGACUCCAUCAGGAAGACGGCCGCGCUGGUGGAAGCUGGACACCUGACGGGUACGAUAGACACCGAAUAUGCGAUGGAGGACGCUCUCAAGGCCUUUGAAGCCGUAGCCAGAGGUAGAGCGAGAGGAAAAUAUCUCAUCCGCGUGCAAGACGUUCCGAAUUGA
Messenger RNA from Exophiala aquamarina CBS 119918, 1083 nucleotides. RefSeq lists its product as uncharacterized. NCBI's taxonomy places the organism in Eukaryota, Fungi, Ascomycota, Eurotiomycetes, Chaetothyriales, Herpotrichiellaceae. Gene Ontology annotation, molecular function: zinc ion binding; oxidoreductase activity. The record is from RefSeq and is a predicted model, not a curated record. The transcript has 3 exons. Gene Ontology annotation, cellular component: mitochondrion. The coding region runs from base 1 to 1083 and encodes 360 amino acids.